AUGGAGUCAUCGUAAGAUACUGAUCAAUAUUACUAUCUAAUUGAUGAGUUAGAAAAAAUUACUCAAGGCACUAAUAUUCUUGCUGAACGAGCCUUAUUCGAAGGCGAUUUCAAAAACUUAAUGCUUCACAAAUUCGAUGUCAUGAUUUAGGAGCUAGGAAAAGCAAAAUUGGUAUAAGAUAGAUCAAAGAUUGAAGAGCUCAUGCCUGUUAUUUAUGAAGAAAAAAUAGCUAUGUAGACAGUUAGAGAUGUAUAUCGAAAAGUUAUUGAUUCAAAUAACCCUGAAAGGUUUGAAACAAGAGUUAUGGAAAGCAGAGAGUACAGCCAUACCCUAAAAGUUAAUUAUAAAAUCACAGAUUUUCUUAACAGCAUAUUUUUGCCUUUGGUCUCUUAAUUCUUCAUUGACUAGGUGCUGCAAGGUCUCUUAUCAUAAUUUGAUAGACUUUGUAUCGAAAUGCUGGCCAUUUUAUCUGAACCUGAGAUUGACUAUAGUUCAGGAAUUUUGAAAAUUCAAGAAAUCGCACCUGGUGUCAAAGAGGACUGUAUUAAAAGAAUUUUUUCAGAGGUUAACUAACUUAAGGAUAAUAGGAAAAACCAUGCUAUUUUUUAGAAGCUGUCAAGUUAUGAGAAAGAAAAUGUUAAAGAAAAUAGAUAGCUGGAGCCAGAUUUGAAGGUAGAUUUAAUAAGAAGAGAAACUAUUCAUGCUGAUAGGUCCAAAAUUCAAGCCAAUAUUAAGGAUUCAAAGAGAAGAACAGUGAUUUUUAAAAAUUAGGAGGCUAAAGCUUUUUAUCAAAUGUUCUUUAGUGACCGCAAAAAGAUUGAUGUUGAAGCCUAGGAUGUCUGGUACUAUUUCUGCCUCUAUUUCUAGUAAAGAACUGGUAGGACUAUCUCGGAAGAUUAAGAAAAUAAGCUAAAGUUCAUGGAAAGUUUGUCUGAGAAUUAAGAAGAAUGGAUAAAACUAAAGGAAUUGGACCAAUUUUUCUAGUAAUUCGUAAAAUUUGAGAUUGAUGAUAUCAGUAUUGAUGAGUUUAAAAUAAGUGGUUAGCCAAAACCAUAAGAGUAAGUAGUAUCAAAUGAAACAGAAAUAGCUGCAACUACAACUGUAGUAAAUUAUACAUUAAAAUACAGAAGAGAGUUUAAACCUAUGAAAAAUUACAGCGUCAAAGUAGUUGUUGAGGAUGAUUUUGAUGAAAAUAGAGAAGAUUACAUUCAGCUGUAGAAAACUGUUGGCAUUAUGAAAAGAGGCUACAAAAAGAACUUCUAAGUAGCUACAUCAACAACAGUUAGGUUUGGAAAGGACACCACUUGUAACCAUUAUAUUCCUCUUGGCGAAGAGAUUGACCCAUUUUGUUUCAAUAUUUGCAAUAGGAAUGGUGUGCUCUUUAUCUAGGAUGUAAGUGACGAGAAAGUUCAAACUAAGAUUUAAGUGAACAGCACUCACCAAUUCAGAUUAAAUCAAGGAGACUACUAUGACAUUGGAUUAGCUUAAAUCAUUCAUAUCAGGAGAGCUACUUCAAAAGUAGGACUUAAGCCUUCCAAUGACAGAUUUAUCAAUAUAAGAUAUGUACCUCAAAGCAUCUCAUCAGAACUCCAAAAUUACAUAACUGGAGAUUUCCAUCUUAGUGAUAACCCAGAAUUAGAAAUAGAAUAUGAAACCACUGAUCAUUAGAAGAAAUAUCAUAGAUUCACUCCAUAAGAUGGAAAGAUAAUGAUUGGAAGAGAUGCGUCAGCCAAUAUCAGAAUUGAAGAAAAAUUGAGAAGUGUGAGUAAACUUCACUGUUACAUCGAGUAUAAUGAAGAACUUGGCUGGAUAUUAACGGAUCCAAGAUCUACAUGCAAAACCUGGGCUCAUCUAAAGACUUACAAUCAGUCUAGAAACACUUCUUUAAACUCGUAUCCAGUUUUGAUGUACCAGGACAUGUACGUCAAGGUACUUACCUUCCUCUUUAGAUUUACCUUUGAGGAAUGUCAAUGA
Messenger RNA from Stylonychia lemnae, 1974 nucleotides. The record is from the annotation of a GenBank genome assembly. NCBI's taxonomy places the organism in Eukaryota, Ciliophora, Spirotrichea, Sporadotrichida, Oxytrichidae.